AUGGAGUUAUUGAACCCUUUGGACACACAGCAACCGUUACCAAAUUCAACUUCUUCACCAUCGCCAGAUCAAUUCAAGAACGAACGACGUGAGAACUCGAUUGAGUCUGAGCAGCUAUCGCCAACUACGGGGAAAAAGCGAGCUAUUGAAGAGAUCGAUGUCAAAGAUGAUGAUACAUCAACAUCCAGCAGUACUCCCACACCAACACAGCAACAACCACAGCCUAGGAAACAACGUCGACCAAGGAAAGCACCCCAUGAACUAUUGAGUGAAGCUGAAAAGAAGGCGAACCAUAUUGCAUCAGAACAAAAACGGAGGCAAAAUAUCAGACUUGGAUUCGAGCAACUAAUUGAAGUGGUACCAGCAUUGAGUCAAGGCAAUCGGAGUGAAGCUUUGAUCUUGCAGAAAUCUGUGGAGCAUAUUCGACAUCUCGUAUCAACCAAGAAUGAUCUCAAAAAUCAGGUUCGAAGUUUGCAGGAACAACUUGGUGAACCAAGCUAUGACGAUGAUUCCUCCGAAGAUGAAUUGGCCUAUUCGGUUCUUGGUAGAUAA
Molecule: messenger RNA, 552 nt
Organism: Lichtheimia ornata
Lineage: Eukaryota; Fungi; Mucoromycota; Mucoromycetes; Mucorales; Lichtheimiaceae
Exons: 4
Coding region: 1-552 (183 amino acids)
Biological process (GO): regulation of transcription by RNA polymerase II
Molecular function (GO): DNA-binding transcription factor activity, RNA polymerase II-specific; RNA polymerase II cis-regulatory region sequence-specific DNA binding; protein dimerization activity
Source: RefSeq, a predicted model, not a curated record